Molecule: messenger RNA, 5504 nt
Organism: Monodelphis domestica (gray short-tailed opossum)
Lineage: Eukaryota; Metazoa; Chordata; Mammalia; Didelphimorphia; Didelphidae
Gene: ZBED1
Product: zinc finger BED-type containing 1
Biological process (GO): regulation of transcription by RNA polymerase II
Cellular component (GO): nucleus
Molecular function (GO): protein dimerization activity; DNA binding
Source: RefSeq, a predicted model, not a curated record
AGCCUAGAUCUGGGCCUCGCUUUCUCGGCCGUGCCUUUAUUCUUUUUGCAGCCUGCGAACUUUCCUCCCGUGGCGGGGUGUGCGUGUGCGUUUGUCCGUGUAUGGGGGAAGCAGCUCCCUAACCCCCUUCGCGACUUUGCUUUUCUCUUAGCCCUCGGGCCAACGUGGCCCGAAUGGCGUGGUGUGUUCAGUGAUUAAAGGAGGUGCUCAGGCCCUGGGGAGGGGGCGAAGGUGUGGAGUUCCUCUUUCUGCUUGGCUUUCUUCCUGUCUCCACUCCCUUAGCCCUUACCCUCAACCCAGGAACCUGGGGAGGAAAGGAAGAAGAGCGGAGAGCAGAAGCGGCGGAGAUCCAGGGGGGGUCGACUUUGCAGCCAUGGCACCCACAGCCUUGACCUUGGCCUGGCCCAAAACGAUGAGCUUUCCCACCCCCACACUCCCCUCCCAAGGCUGGCCAACCCCAGCUGGGCUGGAGCUGUGUAGGGACCAUAGCGAGCUGGGCGGAACUGUAACGUCUCUCGCCGACCCCUCCCCCGCCUACCUGAGGGCUGUAGCUGGAAGGGUUUGUGAGUGGGUGGGGGUGGGGAGGCCGGGCGGAAGCGCGAACCGUCCGUCCCCGGACAGAGUUCCGAAGCCGGUCUCGUGCGCAAGCGCCCCUGUGCUUCGGCUGGCUGACUGACUUCUCUCAGCCGCACCAUCCCGGCCCCAAGUUGCCCGGCCCUCCGCAGGGGCCUUCGGCUCUGCUCCAGUAACACCGUGGGCCGCGGUGUUGUUGGGGGGCGACUGGAGGUCAACCUCCGGCCAAGCCCUGGCAGCUGCCCGCCUCCUCCUCCUUCCCUCAAGACCCCCCAACCCCCCGCAUUGCACACUUGGCCGUCCUGGCUUUCCUGCUUGCUGUAUACCCUCCCCGUUCCUCCCCAAGCUUUUUCUCAGCCUCAGCAAUUUGCAGGGUCUUUUCUUUUGCUUCUUGAGGAUUAGGAGAGUAGAUCUCUCAUAGCUUUCUUGCAUUCUUUUUUAAACAUCGCUGAGCCCUUUACAAGAAUUAGCAACCUCUUGUUUAUCUGUUUGGGGUUACAAAUCUCAGGUCGUUUUCCGACUACAGAUUAUUUUUGGAUGUGACAGUCCAGGGCAUGCCUGUAGUGUGUCACUUAGUGUGUCAUCUAUUUUACCUGGCUUUCUUGCCCUCCUUCAUUCUUUUGAGUUUGCUGCCGAACUGCACAGUCAGCAUUAUCACCUUGCUCUCAGACGCAAUUGCCCAUUUGAAGGAAAUGUGGGUUUCCAGAGAACUUUAAAAUUGCUGCAGUUGUAGCAGGUACUCAUUAAUGAGUGAAGGAUCUAAGGGAGGACGGUGGUGGAGAAGCAAUGGAGAAUAAAAGCUUAGAAAGUUCACCAUCAGACCUAAAGUUAGUGGCUCACCCGAGAGCAAAAAGCAAAGUAUGGAAAUACUUCGGUUUCGAUACCAAUGCAGAAGGAUGCAUAUUGCAGUGGAAGAAGAUCUACUGCCGCAUUUGCAUGGCACAGAUUGCCUAUUCAGGAAACACUUCCAACCUUUCAUACCACCUGGAGAAAAAUCAUCCAGAUGAAUUUUGUGAAUUUGUAAAGAGUAACACUGAACAGAUGAGGGAGGCCUUUGCUACUGCCUUUUCGAAACUGAAGCCAGAGUCCUCACAGCAGGUUGUUCAGGACACUUUAAUCAUGAAGACCAGCCACAGCUAUGAAAACAAAAAGCACCAGGAGCUGACCUCUGCGGUGAUUAGCCUAAUUUGUGAGGGCAUGUAUCCUUCUUCCAUAGUGGAUGAGCCAACAUUUAAGACUCUUUUGAAAACAGCGGAUCCAAGAUAUGAACUUCCUAGCAGAAAAUUUUUCUGCACAAAAGCAAUUCCUGAAAAGUACAAUGCAGUUAGAGAAAUAGUCUUGAAAGAACUGACUGACAUUUUGUGGUGUGGAAUAUCCACUGAUAUUUGGAGAAGUCAAAACCAGAAUAGGUCUUAUGUGACCCUUGCAGUUCAUUUCCUCAAUAGCAGCUCUUCUCAUUGUUUGACUGUUAACUCAAGAUGCUUAAAAACAUUUGAGGUCCCUGAAGAAAACACUGCAGAGACAAUUACGAGAGUCCUUUAUGAGAUCUUCAUUGAGUGGGGGAUCAACACAAAAGUUUUUGGUGCUACAACAGAUUAUGGCAAAGAUAUUGUGAAAGCUUGCUCACUUCUAGAUAUUCCAGUUCAGAUGCCUUGUUUGGGCCAGACUUUCAAUGCAGGAAUACAACAAGCUUUCCAGCUCCCUAAGCUGGGUAGUCUCUUGACAAGGUGCCGAAAACUGGUGGAGUAUUUUCAGCAGUCUACAGUAGCCAUGUACAUGUUAAGUGAGAAACAGAAACAGCAGAACAUCAUGCACUGCAUGCUGGUGAGUGAUCGUGUCUCCUGGUGGGGAAGCACACUUGCCAUGUUGCAGCGACUGAAGGAGCAGCAAUUUAUCAUUGCAGCUGUUUUAGUAGAAGAUAGCAAUAACCAUCACCUUAUGUUGGAGACCAGUGAAUGGAACACCAUUGAGGGGCUGGUGGACCUGCUUCAUCCCUUUAAACAAGUGGCUGAGAUGAUGUCUGCAUCCAAGUAUCCCACAAUAAGCAUGGUAAAACCCCUUCUUCAUAUGCUUCUCAACACAACUCUAAACAUCAAAGAAAAUGAUUCUAAAGAAAUCAGUAUGGCGAAGGAAGUGAUAGCCAAAGAGUUGUCAACAACAUACCAGGAGACCCCUGAGAUAGACAUGUUCCUUAAUGUGGCAACGUUCCUGGAUCCUAGGUAUAAGAAACUGCCAUUCCUCUCUGCAUUUGAACGGCAGCAGGUUGAAAACAGAGUUGUAGAAGAAGCAAAAAGUCUUUUGGAAAAAGUAAAAGAAAAUAGUUUCAGGCCUGAAGAAAAGCUCUUUUCACUAUCUGAAGAACCACCAGUAAAAAAAAUGAUCAUUUCUUCCACCCCACCCCCAACUAGUGCAAUUAAUAACAUGCUGGCAGAAAUCUUCUGCCAAACAGGUGGUGUGGAAGAUCAAGAAGAGUGGCAUGCCCAAAUUGUGGAGGAAUUGAGCAACUUUAAAUCUCAAAAAGUACUUGGCCUAAAUGAAGAUCCACUCAAGUGGUGGUCUGACCGAUUGGCCUUGUUUCCUGUCUUACCAAAGGUACUUCAGAAGUAUUGGUGUAUUUUAGCUACAAGGGUCUUCCCUGAACGACUUUUUGGUUCGUCUGCCAAUGUUGUAAGUGCUAAGAGGAACAGACUAGCUCCAGCUCAUGUGGAUGAGCAAAUUUUUUUAUAUGAAAACACUCGAAAUGGGUCUGAAGCUGAACCUGAAGAUGAGGAUGAGGGAGAAUGGGGCUUGGAACAGGAACAGAUUUAUACUUUAAGUGACACAGUUAAUGUAAGCAACAAUUUCUUUAAUAUAAGAGACAGUGGAUUCAUCUGACAGGGAUGCUAAAAAUGCAUUAAAGAAAAGGUGUUGUCUUAAAAGUUACCAAAAAUAACUUGUUUGAUGCUUUGUUGUAAAUAUAGAACAGAUGUAACAAUGGCUUGGUUUUUAAUUUUCAUGUAUUUGUGCCUGCCAUCAGUGAUCUCAAAAUACAAAAGAAAGCUGGUCUUUGAUAUUAACUGAAAUGAGAAAGAUGGCGUGUUCUCUUUAGGUUUUUGACUGUGAUUCCUUGCCCCUACAUAAAUAAUAAUUAAAAAAAUUAAAUUAAAGGUUUAGAAACCCACUUAGACAAGUCCCUCUGAAGAGUUUUGACAGGUUAAAUUUAUUGGCUUUAAAAUGUUUAUAUAUCUCAUUUAAUUCAGUCAUGUUUUUAAUAGUGUUUUGGAGAAAUCAGAGAACAAGUAGAAAUACAAUACCCGUCCUAGAACCCUAGGUUAUAGUUUUUUUUUUAUCGAAUAUAUAAAUAUGUAAGAUAUUUGCUUUUUAAAUGGGAACUUCACUUAGAAAAUUAUGAAAACCUUUUAGUAAAAAUAUUCUUUAAAGAGAAGGCAAGCUUUAAGUUUAGUUUCAAUGUGCAAAUGAGCAUACAAGAAGCACUUCCCCUCCUUUCCUCUCCCUCAAAUGUGUUAAAUUUUUAUUAUGUUUCUUGUCAUACUGCCAGCUCUGAAACAUCUCUCACCCUUUUGCCAAAUUCAUCUUGUAGAGGUGAUUAGUCUAAGCAGAUUCUAGUUAUUGAAUCUUUUCUGGUUGUGGUGUUCUUAUGUAUGAGAUAGUGUGCUUCCUAAGUUCUUUCAUAUUUCCUAAAUAAGGGUAAUUUUUUGCUGGCAUAAAUAAUGUAUAUCUCUUGCAAAGAUUUGUUUUUAAAAUAAAACAAAGAAAAAGUCCCCAGGCUGCUUUCUGGUUUGUUAUAUGAAAGUAGCCAGUGCCCAUGAAGAUUUUUAAGUCUUGUUAUUUAGGAGGAAAAUUAUUUAAUCCUUUUAUCUUUAACUCCUCAAAAGCAAAGGCACUUGGUUUUUUGUUCACAUAGCCAGUAUCCAACCCAGUGCUUUGCACAAAGUAGGCGCUUAAUAAUUAUUUGCUUUGUUGAAAUGAGUUUAACUCUACACCACUUGUCCAAAUAAAUUUGCAAAGUCACCCCCUGUUCUUUUUUACCUUUUGAGCGAGUUUGAGGUGUUUACAAUUAGUAUUGAGGGAAGCAUAAAGGAAUAUGGUGAAAUGUGUUCUAUUAUUUGAUCUUGAAAAUUUUUCUGUUACGGAAUUCAGAGGCACACCAUCUUUCUAUGUUAGGUUCACCUCACUGGCUAUUCUGUGCAUCUAUUUAAACAACCCAUAUUGGGAAAGAACAUAUAAAAUGGUUCAGGAAUGACCAUGUUAGCUAGUUACUAAAUUCUGCCCUGGGGCCAGAGUGUAGAUAUGUGAGUAUUAAAAAAAUAAAAACAAAAAACAACCCUGGAGUUGGUGAGAAUUUUAUGUGCCUUUUGGAGGAUAGCAUCUGGUCUCUGUCAUCAGUGAUGCAUGGUUUUAGGAAAUAAAUUUGCAGGUUAAAUGCAACCAGAAGAAAUAUUUCCUUUUAAAGGAAAACACAAUGUUAACUAUUAUGACAUACUGUAUAAUUUUAGGCUUUUUGUAUUUCAUUUGUUAACUUACUGAGACAUUGUCAUGUUGGAGGUGAGAUGGUGGUGUCCGGGUUGGUCAUGGUAGAAUAUGGCUGGUAGAAUUCACUUCCAUUCUCUACAAUGACUCCUAAAACUGGAAAUACUGUACAGUGCAAUUUAAAUUUGCCCUUAGUUUUUUUUUUUAAAGCAGUACAGUGCACUGUUCUGUUCCUUGAAAUUUCUGAAUGACAAAACUGUAAACUGUUCCAAUGAGACUAGUCUCAUUUUUUGUUUUGUUUUUUUUGUUUUUGUUUUUGUUUUUGUUUUUUGCUUUUGUUUUUAUUUUUAUUUUUAAAACCCCUGUUGUCAGUCUUGCCCAUUGGCUAUGUUUUCUUAUUCAAUGUUUUAGGCUUUGACUAUUGUUAAAUAAACCAGAGAAAUAAAUUAGCUUCUAAUUUA